Messenger RNA from Acanthosepion pharaonis, 7656 nucleotides. Lineage: Eukaryota; Metazoa; Mollusca; Cephalopoda; Sepiida; Sepiidae. The record is from the annotation of a GenBank genome assembly.
AUGGGAGGCUUCCUCAGAAUUUGCCCGCUCUACAGAGCAGUCAUCCUCAUCGUAUGGAUGACAAUUGUAAGCAGAGCAGAUGGCAAUUUAAUCCGUAAAAACGUCGACACAUUGACCCCUGAUGAAAUUCUCAAUCUGCAAAUUGCCCUGCGUAAUAUGCAGGAUGAUGAUGGAGCCACAGGCUAUCAGGCCAUCUCAGCCUACCACGGGGAACCAGCUGACUGUAAAGCUGCCGAUGGUUCGGAAAUUGUGUGCUGUCUUCACGUCGAUAUGGUAAAUAUGGACACAAGUCACCUGCAAUUCCGUAAAGACGUCAACACCCUGACAACAGAAGAGGAAUAUGAAUUAAGAGUUGCAAUGGAACGUUUCAUGUCUGAUAAAUCAAUCAAUGGCUAUCAAGCGUUGGCUGAAUUUCACGGACUCCCGGCAAAGUGUCCUCGCCCCGACGCCCUGAAUAGAGUAGCCUGUUGCAUUCAUGGUAUGGCCACCUUCCCUCAUUGGCAUCGACUUGUAGUCAUGCAGUUCGAAGAUGCCCUCGUUGCCCGUGGAUCUCCUAUUGGUGUUCCGUACUGGGACUGGACCAAGCCUUUCACUGCACUGCCGAAACUUUUGGCUGAAGAAACUUACAUCAAUCCGUACACAAAGGAGUCAAAACCAAAUCCUUUCUACCAGGCUACCAUUGAAUUCCUGAAAGCUGGUGUUCACACCUCACGUCAAAUUGACGACAGAUUAUUCAAACAACCAAGCAAAGGCGACCAUGGUUUCCUCUUCGAUGGACUUUUAUUGGCAUUCGAACAAGAUGAUUUCUGUGAUUUUGAAGUGCAGUUUGAAGUAACUCACAACGCGAUCCAUGCAUGGACAGGCGGCAAUAUCAAGGACGUCAACGGUACAGCUUUGCCACCGACCACAAUCCCAGCACCGAUCGUAAUUUUUGUACCCGGACACGCUGAUGCUGAUGUCAAAUUCGAUGAACAACAUCGUUCCCGAAAAAAUGCGGAUAGUAUGACCAAGUCUGAAAUGGACGAUCUUCGAAAGGCCAUGACUGCCUUCGCUGCAGAUAAAACAGUUACCGGUCACCAACAAGUCGCCGCUUUCCAUGGAUCAACUAAAUGGUGCCCUAGUCCAGAUGCUGCCCAAAAGUAUGCUUGUUGUCAUCACGGCAUGGCAACUUUCCCACACUGGCAUAGAUUGAUCACUUUGAACUUCGAAAACGGUUUGAGACGAAACGGUUACACUGGUGGUAUUCCUUACUGGGAUUGGACCCGCCCCAUUGAAGCCCUUCCCGCCCUUGUAUUGGAAGAACAAUACACAGAUAGCCAUGGAGAGAGUCAUCCCAAUCCGUUCUAUAGCGGCGCUAUUGAUGAAGCUGGUGCUGCUACAAGUCGGGCACCGUCUGAAAAUCUUUAUGAAAAACCUGAAUUUGGAAAGUAUACCCAACUGGCUAAUGAGAUCAUUUAUGCUCUUGAAAAGGAAGACUUCUGUGACUUUGAAGUUCAAUUUGAGGUAGCCCACAACCACAUCCAUGCUUUGGUCGGCGGUACAGAAGCUUUCUCUAUGUCUUCAUUAGAGUACAGUGCAUUUGAUCCAAUCUUCAUGCUCCAUCACAGUAAUGUGGACAGAAUCUGGGCUACUUGGCAGGCGUUGCAGAAAUUCCGAGGAAAACCCUACAAUUCGGCCAAUUGUGCCAUCGAAUUGCUUCGUAAACCAAUGUCUCCGUUUAGUCUCGCAAGUGAUAUCAACCCAGAUGCAAUGACACGAGAACAUUCUGUUCCUUUUGAUGUUUUUGAUUACAAGAAAAAUUUCCAUUAUGAAUACGACACUUUAGAACUGAACGGUUUGUCCAUUCCACAAUUAUCACGAGAAAUCAAUCGACGAAAGUCCAAGAAUCGUGUGUUUGUCACUUUCAUGUUGGAAGGUCUGAAGAAGUCUUUGCUUGUCGAGUAUUACAUUAAAGAUGAUGGAUCUGACAAUCAAAUGAAGGCCGGAGAGUUCUAUGUUUUGGGCAGCGAAAAUGAAAUGCCCUGGGAAUUUGACCGCGCUUAUAAAUCUGACAUCACACAUGUUAUGGACGAAAUGAAACUUCAUUAUACUGACAAAUAUCACGUUGAAUACAAAAUCACCGACAUGACUGGCGCUGAGGUAACUGACAUCAAACUAGAAUCGUCAGUGGUCUUCGAACCAGGCCUUGGUCAUUUUGGAGAGGGCAGGCGUUGGAUCAGCCCUGUUACAAGCGCAAGUCACAUCAGAAAGAAUUUGGAAGAAUUAAGUGAUGGUGAAAUGGAAUCAUUAAGAAAUGCUUUUAAACAAAUGGCAAAGGAAGGAAGAUAUGAAGAAAUCGCUGCCUUCCACGGUGUCCCUGCUCAGUGUCCAAAUGAAGAUGGCACAAUGGUGCAUACAUGCUGCCUUCAUGGAAUGCCAAUAUUCCCCCACUGGCAUCGUCUCUAUGUUGCUCUUGUAGAAGAUGAGUUAUUGGCUCGAGGAUCAGGAGUGGCCGUGCCAUAUUGGGAUUGGGUCGAGCCGUUCGAUGAACUUCCACGUUUAAUCAAUGAAGCAACCUUCUAUAAUUCCCGUACCCUUAAGAUUGAGCCGAAUCCUUUCUUUAAUGGCAAGAUUAGCUUUGAGAAUAUGGAAACAGAUCGAGAUCCCCAACCAGAUUUAUUUGGCAAUUCAUAUUUAUACGAUCACACUUUGUUCGUUUUCGAACAGACAGAUUUCUGCGAGUUUGAAGUUCAUUUCGAGGUUCUUCAUAACACCAUUCAUUCUUGGCUAGGAGGAAGAGAUGCUCAUUCAAUGUCGUCUCUUGAUUAUGCCGCCUAUGAUCCCGUGUUCUUCCUUCAUCAUAGCAACGUUGAUCGUUUGUGGGCCAUUUGGCAAGAGCUUCAGCGUUAUCGUAAGUUAUCAUACAACGAGGCCAAUUGUGCAUUGCCACUUCUCAACGAACCGAUGCGUCCUUUUAGUAACAAAACUGCCAACAACGAUUGGUUAACAUUCACCAACAGUAGACCCAAUGAUGUCUUUGACUAUCAGAACGUCUUGCACUACAAGUAUGAUACCCUUUCUUUUGCCGGUCUCAGCAUUCCACAACUGGAAAGAAUCUUAGAAAAGAACAAAGGACAUGACCGAAUUUUUGCAGGAUUUUUGCUACAUGGUAUCAAAGCUUCUGCUGACGUCCGCAUCUACAUCUGUGUACCGACUGGUGUAGGGGAAGAGAAUUGUGCCAAUUACGCUGGUAUCUUCUCCGUUCUGGGAGGAGAAACUGAAAUGCCGUGGAGGUUCGAUCGUCUCUUCCGAUACGAAAUCACAAGUGAAUUAAAGAAAUUGGGUCUUAAUCACAACAGUCACUUCCGGGUCGCAAUGGAAGUAACCGCUGUCAAUGGAUCUAGGAUCACGCAAAAGGUUUUCCCUAAUCCGACAAUUGUCUUUGUCCCCAGCCAGGUUGAAUUUGAAGAAGAUUCUUGGAGAGAUGUAGUUACUAGCGCUAACCGUAUCAGAAGGAAUUUGAAAGAUUUCUCCGAGGAAGACAUGUUAUCUAUAAGAACCGCCUUCAAACGCAUGACAGAUGAUGGAAGAUACGAAGAGAUUGCCGCUUUCCAUGGUCUACCAGCUCAGUGCCCUAACGCUGAUGGUACGAUGGUGCACACGUGUUGUCUGCACGGCAUGCCGACCUUCCCGCAUUGGCAUCGUCUCUAUCUAUCUUUGGUCGAAAAUGAGUUGUUAGCCAGAGGUUCAGACGUGGCCGUGCCCUACUGGGACUGGAUUGAACCUUUCGACCAUCUUCCAAGUCUGAUCAGUGAGAAAAUGUUCAGACAUCCUAAAACCAAUGAAGAAAUUACAAACCCGUUCCAUCACGGUACAAUUUCCUUCGAUAACACCGUAACUGUACGGAAAAUUGAUGACCAACUUUUCAACAACAGAUAUCUGUACGAACAUGCUUUAUAUGCAUUUGAACACACCGAUUUCUGUGACUUCGAAGUUCAUUUUGAGGUUCUCCAUAACACAAUCCAUUCGUGGAUCGGAGGACCAAAUCCACAUUCUAUGUCGUCUUUGGAUUAUGCUGCUUACGAUCCAGUGUUUUUCCUCCAUCAUAGUAAUGUUGAUCGUUUGUGGGCCAUCUGGCAGGAACUACAACGCUACCGAAAGAUGGACUACAAUGUAGCGAAUUGCGCUCUUCAUCUUCUCAGUGAUCCAAUGCGACCAUUUAACAACAAAUCCGCCAAUCACGAUCAUCUAACAUUCACACACAGCCGACCAAAUGAUGUCUUUGAUUAUCAGAACAGCUUAAACUAUAAGUUUGACACCCUUUCCUUUUCUGGUCUCAGUAUUCCUCAGUUGGACGAUCUCUUGGAAAGCAGGAAAUCACAUGAUCGUGUUUUCGCCGGUUUUUGGCUUCAUGGCAUAAAGGCAUCUGCUGACAUCAAUAUUUAUAUCUGCGUUCCUAUUGGCGUAGAACAUGACGAUUGUGACCAUAAGGCUGGAACCUUUUCUGUUCUUGGUGGAGAAACAGAAAUGCCCUGGAAGUUUGACCGUUUGUUCCAUUACGAAAUUACCGAACAUAUGAAAGAAUUACAUCUGACACAAGAAAGUAAAUUCCACCUUACAACAAAGAUCAUUGCUGCCAAUGGAACGAAAUUGUCGAAUGAUAUCUUCCCAUCGCCAAGUGUUGUUUGGGUUCACGGAAAAGAACGCACCAUGAGAGCUUCGAAAUCAAAAUCCGUCCGAGGUAAUUUGGUGCGAAAGAAUGCUGAUCGUUUAUCUCUGCAAGAAAUCAACUCUUUGGUGCACGCCUUCAAACGUAUGCAAAAAGAUAGAUCUUCUGAUGGCUUUGAAUCGAUUGCUUCCUUCCACGCUCUUCCUCCACUCUGCCCGAACCCGACCGCUAAACAUCGUUACGCUUGCUGUCUUCACGGAUUUGGCAGUUCUGCCUACGCUACAUUCGAAAUUUGCCCAGACACAGGUGAUUGUCAUGAAGGAAGUCAUUUCUCUGUGUUGGGUGGAAGCGCUGAAAUGCCUUGGGCUUUUGAUCGUCUCUACAAAAUGGAAAUAACGAACAUUCUACGAGAUAUGAAGUUGAAUUUUGAUUCUCACUUCACCAUCAAAACAAAGGUCGUCGCUCAGAAUGGAACCGAAUUGUCUGAAACUCUAUUACCAGAAGCAACCAUCAUCCGGAUCCCACCAUCGGCGCAUGAACUUGAAGUGGCGAUCCCAUUAAAUCGAAUUAGACGAGAUAUCAAUUCUUUGGAAACUCGAGAUGUUCAGAAUCUCAUGUCGGCAUUGAAACGUCUGAAGGACGAUGAAAGCGAUUUCGGCUUCCAAACAAUUGCCAGUUACCAUGGUUCCUUGAUGUGCCCAACACCUGACGCACCCCAAUACGCUUGCUGUCUACACGGUAUGCCGACUUUCCCACACUGGCACAGAGUCUAUCUGCUCCACUUUGAAGAAGCUAUGCGUCGUCAUGGAGCCAGUGUAGCUAUUCCCUACUGGGAUUGGACUAUAGCGUCGAAUCAUUUGCCUUCUCUUUUGGGAGAUGCUGAUUACUACGAUGCUUGGACAGAUUCUGUAAUUGAGAAUCCUUUCUUGCGAGGUUAUGUCAAACAAGAAGAUACCUACACCGUACGAGACACUCAAGCUGAGUUGUUUGAAUUGUCGGAAGGUGGCAAAGAAUCUACACUUUUCAAGAAAGCCAUGUUGAUGUUUGAACAAGAAGACUAUUGUGAUUUUGAAGUGCAAUUUGAAGUGAUUCACAAUUCUAUUCAUUAUCUUAUCGGUGGUCACCAGAAAUAUGCCAUGUCCAGUUUGGUUUACUCUUCCUUUGAUCCGAUAUUCUACGUUCACCAUUCAAUGGUUGAUCGUAUGUGGGCCAUCUGGCAGGAUCUCCAGCAUUACCGAAAGUUGCCACAUGAUAAAGCAUAUUGCGCCUUGGAUGAAAUGUCCUUCCCUAUGAAACCGUUUAUCUGGGAAUCGAACCCCAAUCCAGCAACCCGAGCCGUGUCUACACCCAGUAAACUAUUUGACUUUAAAUCUCUUGGUUACAGUUAUGACAACUUGGAUUUCCAUGGCAUGAACACUGCUCAGCUGGAGGCUGCCAUUAAGAAACAAAAGCAAAAAGACAGAGUGUUUGCGGGAUUUUUGCUGCACGGAAUCAAAACAUCAGCCGAUGUUCAUUUGAAGGUGUGUAAUGACGCUGAUUGUCAUGAGGCUGGCGUUGUCUUCAUUCUUGGUGGCGAAACAGAAAUGCCAUGGCAUUUUGACCGGAACUACAAGAUGGACAUUACUGAUGUCCUCCGGGAAAUGCAUAUUCCAAUGGAAGCUCUGUUCGAACAUGAAAGCAAAAUACAUUUAGAGGUGGAAAUUCAAACUGUUGAUGGAAACACUCUGGAUUCUGGAAUACUUCCAAAGCCAUCUUUGAUUUAUGCUCCAGCUAAAGGCUUGGUUACUCAACACGUCGAAGAUCAUGAUACAGAGACUUUGAUAAGAAAGAAUGUGAACAGUUUAACACCAUCAGAAAUCAAGAACCUGCGUGAGGCCCUUGGAGCUGUAGAAGCGGAUAAGUCAGCAAACGGUUUCCAGAAGAUCGCCUCUUAUCACGGAAUGCCCCUCAGCUGCCACUAUCCGAACGGUACAGCUUUUGCUUGUUGCAACCACGGUAUGGUCACCUUCCCUCACUGGCACAGACUUUAUAUGAAACAAAUGGAAGAUGCCAUGAAAUCUAAAGGAGCAAAGAUUGGUAUUCCGUACUGGGACUGGACAACAGCCUUCGACCAUCUCCCGUUUUUGGUAACUGAACCCAAGAACAACCCCUUCCAUCAUGGUUAUAUCGAAGUUGCUGACACGAAAACAACCAGAGAUCCUCGACCGCAAUUGUUUGAUGAUCCAGAACAAGGGGACGAGUCGUUCUUCUACCGUCAAAUCGCCUUCGCCCUCGAACAGAGAGAUUUCUGCGAUUUUGAAAUUCAGUUCGAGAUGGGCCACAAUGCCAUUCAUUCUUGGGUUGGUGGCUCAACUCCUUAUGGCAUGUCAACACUUCACUAUACUUCAUACGACCCACUUUUCUAUCUACACCACUCCAAUACAGAUCGUAUCUGGGCCAUUUGGCAGGCUCUGCAGAAAUACCGUGGUUUACCUUAUAAUAGUGCCAAUUGUGAGAUCAACAAAUUGAAGAAACCAAUGAUGCCGUUUAGCUUUGAUGACAACCCCAACGAAGUCACAAAAGCUCACUCAACUGGUGUCAAAUCCUUCGACUAUCACAAAUUAAACUAUGGAUAUGAUAAUUUGAAUUUCCAUGGCAUGACCAUUCCUCAGUUGGAAGUCCACUUGAAUAAAAUUCAAGCGAAAGACAGAGUGUUUGCUGGAUUCCUGCUCCGAGCCAUCGGUCAAUCAGCUGAUGUUAACUUCGACAUUUGUCGCAAGGACGGAGAAUGUAAAUUUGGUGGCACCUUCUGUGUUUUGGGAGGCAAACACGAAAUGGCUUGGGCAUUCGACAGACUCUUCUUGUACGACAUUUCCAGGAGUUUGCUACAACUUAGACUUGACGCUCACGAUGACUUUGAUGUUAAAGUGACAAUUAUGGGUAUUGAUGGCAAAUCUUUACCAUCCACUCUUCUUCCACCACCGACCAUUCUCUUCAAACCCGGAACAGGAACGCAGUUACAUCAUUAA